Molecule: messenger RNA, 525 nt
Organism: Geodia barretti
Lineage: Eukaryota; Metazoa; Porifera; Demospongiae; Tetractinellida; Geodiidae
Source: the annotation of a GenBank genome assembly
CAAAUUUCGUAUGUCCACGAAAGAUUAAGUUUAUUUUGCAUGCAUUUCAAAUGGCCGUGGAAAGCUCUAGGAGUUGAAUUUCGGUUUCAAUAUAAUCUCUCUCCGUCUGUCAGGUCGACGUUUGCCUGCAACAGGGUCCACCCCAACUCCUCCACCAAAUGGGUGAUAAAGGACAACGACAAUGUGGUCGUCGCGGAGACGGAGCAAGGCCUGUUUUACUCCCAGGAGGCCUACGUGGUGCGGUGGUCGUACCGGAUCACCGUCGUCAAGGAGCUGGAGGGACUUUCCCCUGGGAGUGGCAUGUUUGCGAGGGAAAGGAAGAUGCAGCAGGCAGCGAAGGAUCGGGAGGUGAAGGACGCGCAGACCAACAAGAGUGCCCGUGGCAACGACAGCUCCGACACGGAGUCCGAGGACGAGAAGGAGGAGGGAGACGACGACGAGAGUAAGCGAAGGCUCGAGAGCGGCGGCAGAGACAAGGUCGCCUACUUCUUCUGGCAGGGUGAGAUGGCCGAUUCGAACGACUGA